Dermacentor albipictus is the source of this 1263-nucleotide messenger RNA. Lineage: Eukaryota; Metazoa; Arthropoda; Arachnida; Ixodida; Ixodidae. The record is from RefSeq and is a predicted model, not a curated record.
AUGGCUGCCCGAGACCCCCUGCCUGCUGCAGCAUUGCACGAAACCAUACCAGCCGCCCCUAUGGAUAAAGAACCGACUCCAGACAACGAAGACGGGACUUGGUUUCUCGUGGCCCGAAAGCGUCUCGGAGAGUGGCCGCAGCACUCUAUAGCCAGAGCUAUAGGCACAGCGGCUCAAUUAAACGAGAGCACGCUCCACCAGCUAACCAUCCGCAUACGCCGAGAGCAGAACGUCGCAGUGGUCAGCACACCGGACGAAGAACUAGCGGCAAGACUACAGCUGAUCAAGUCUAUAUGCCUGGAAAACAAGCAGUACGAGGUUCAGGCCUAUGUGGCUGCUCCGGAUGCUUCCUGCAAAGGAGUCAUCUCCGGCAUAGAGAAGAACACAACGCCGACAACGCUGAUGACAAAUAUCCGAUCACCGAUGGCUCAGGUCCUGCAUGCAAGAAUGAUGGGAAAUUCAGCCAGGGCCAUCAUCACGUUCUCUGGCAUUCGGGUUCCCCGGUACAUCUACUAUUACGGAGCAGAAUACCGGUGCUACAUUCAUAAACCCCGACAGCAGCUGUGCAGCGUGUGCCUCUCCACGGGUCAUCGAGCGGAUGUUUGCCCAACCCCGGAUAAACCCCGGUGUGCUGCGUGCGGAACUUCCAACCCCUCCGAAGGACAUGAUUGCACGCUGAAAUGUUUUCAAUGUGGUGGUGAGCACCCCGCCACUGACUCUCGAUGUCCUGUAAGGCAACGCAAACCCUUUAACAAGAGGCACGUGUUCCGAGAGCAGCAGAAAACGGUGGAGCAACCACUCCAGCACGACAAGCAGUCCAGAAAGGUAACGACAUUCAACGGUGCGGCACCUGCGACUACUGAUGCAACACGUGGUCGUCCUCGCUACCGAUCCCGGGGACACAGCCAGUCCCAAAGUCGCAGUAGGUCCAGGGUCCGCAGGCCGUCUAAGGACCAGAAGCACCCACGUGGUCGAAGCCGAUCUGGGAGCCGCAGCCUGACGCAGCAGACACAGCCACCGAAGGAACCUCAGGCCGCGUGGACGAAAACGCCCGACCAUCACACCAGGAAGGCAACAGCGAGUAGCAUGCGCGAGGGCUUUGACUUUCAUCUGAGCCAGACGGCGUUGUGUGCAUCGUACAUCACAUUUAACCCAUAUGAGCACUGCAUAGCGCCGUCGCCUUCCCUGUUCUUGGUCUCGAGUACACUGAUGGCAGCGUUCACGAGUCAGUCCUUCGCGUCGAUAUUGAACGUCACCAUGUAG